AUGGAACCAAAUCAAGUAAAUGUGGAAGAAAAAACUCUUAUUGAUCAUUUUUCUCCCAUUUCUGCUAAUCCACCAUCAUGCAUUAUUUUUCCUGAAACAAAUGCUACACAUUUUGAGCUGAAACCUUCCAUAAUUCAACUUUUGCCAUCUUUUUAUGGGUUAGGUAAAGAGGAUCCAUACAUGCAUGUAAAAGAUUUUUUAGAAAUUUGCUCUACUUUUAGAUUUCAAAAUUUUUCUGAUGAAUCUGUUAGGCUUAGACUUUUUCCAUUCUCAUUAAAAGAUAAGUCUAAAGCCUGGUUAAAUUCACUCCCAGCCCGAUCCAUUUCUACUUGGGAUGAAUUAGUUAAUAAAUUUUUGUCCAAAUUUUUUCCCAUGUCUAAAACGGAUAAUAUUAGGAGAGAAAUCUCCGAAUUUUAUCAGAAAGAUCACGACGAAUUUUAUGAAUGUUGGGAAAGAUUUAAAGAUUUAUUGCUAAAAUGUCCACACCAUGGUUUUGAAAAAUGGAGAUUGGUAAAAUACUUUUAUGAUGGAUUAUCUCCCUCAAACCGACAAAUGGUACAAUCAAUGCACACUGGAAAAUUUUUGCAAUUUAGAGGGGAUGAGGCUUGGGAGUCUCUUGAGAAUCUUUCUGUAAAUUCUCAACAGUGGAAUUGCCAAGAUCCUAGAUCGAAAGCUUCCAACACACCUAAGAGAGGUGGAAUUUACGAUGUCAAAGAUGACGUAGAUAUUAAAACAUCAUUAGCAAAUCUAACUAGGAGAGUUGAAGCUAUGUCAUUAAGUCAAUCCAUGAAUACUCCUAUACAUAGGAAUGAAAUUUGUUCCUUAUGCUAUAGUACAAGUCAUAGUGCCCAGUCAUGUCCAUCAUUACCUAUAUACCAAGAGGCAUUUUCUGAAGAAGUGAACGCUCUUCAAACUUAUGGGAAAUCAUCUGAUAGCCCAUUUUCUCAAUCCUACAAUCCAAAUUGGAGAAAUCAUCCAAAUUUUUCAUGGAGACAGAACCAGCCUCCAAUGAAUCAAGGGCACCAGUACAACACGCCCAAUCAGAGUCAAGCCCAACCUAAUAGGCCAUAUCCUCAACAACAAAGAAAACCAUCUUUAGAGGAUACACUACAACAGUUUAUGCAAACCACCCAACAAGCUUUACACACAAGUUCUCAAUCCCUAUUAAAGCUUGAAACACAAAUGGGUCAGCUUGCUAUCGCCGUAGCCGAAAGGGAAAAGGGAAAACUUCCCAGUCAACCCAUUCCAAAUCCAAAGAGUCAGUACGAGGUAAGUACAUCUAGACCUACUGAAGAAGCUAAAUCAAUUUCUAUCCUUAGGUCUGGAAAAAUUAUUGAAAAACCUGAUUACAUACCUCAAACUGAUGCUGAAAUAAACAAAGACUCAUUGAAAGAAAAUGAAAAGAGUCAGCCUGAAAGUUCACAUUCCAAAGACUCGGUUGAAGAAUCGAGUCAAACUUUAUCGUUCAUUCCAAAAGCUCCAUUCCCACAAAGAUUGCUCCCGAUCAAAAGAGGUAGUCAGUAUGGUGACAUCUUAGAGGUAUUCAAACAAGUAAGUAUAAAUAUCCCUUUCUUAGAUGCCAUUAAGCAAAUACCCGCCUACUCUAAAUUCUUGAAAGAUUUGUGUACUGCAAAAAGAAACACAAAUGUUCCGAAAAAGGCAUUUUUAACGGAACAAGUCAGCUCCAUAAUUCAAUAUAAAAGUCUUGUUAAACACAAAGAUCCGGGGUGUCCCACCAUUCCUUGUAUUAUUGGUGAUCAUGUGAUUAACAAAGCUUUACUUGAUUUAGGAGCUAGUGUGAAUUUAUUGCCUUAUUCUGUUUAUAAGCAACUUGGUCUAGGGGAACUGAAACCAACAUCUAUGACACUUCAGUUAGCUGAUCGUUCUGUGAAAAUUCCUAGAGGUGUCAUAGAAGAUGUUUUGAUUAAGGUAGAUAAAUUUUAUUUUCCUGUUGAUUUCAUUGUUCUUGAUACUCAUUUUGUUGAAGACAUAAGUGCUCAAAUUCCGAUCAUUUUGGGUAGACCAUUUUUAGCCACAUCAAAUGCAAUCAUCAACUCGUCGUAA
Molecule: messenger RNA, 2064 nt
Organism: Cannabis sativa
Lineage: Eukaryota; Viridiplantae; Streptophyta; Magnoliopsida; Rosales; Cannabaceae
Exons: 1
Coding region: 1-2064 (687 amino acids)
Source: RefSeq, a predicted model, not a curated record